Chilo suppressalis (striped riceborer) is the source of this 2920-nucleotide messenger RNA. The record is from the annotation of a GenBank genome assembly. Lineage: Eukaryota; Metazoa; Arthropoda; Insecta; Lepidoptera; Crambidae.
GUCUUAUGUGGGUUUAUCACUAACUACAUAGUAUAAAGCAAAGUCGCUUCCCGCUGUCUGUCCCUACGUCCCUAUGUAUGCUUAGAUCAUUAAAACUACGCAACGGAUUUUAUAUUUAAGAGGAAGGUUUAUAUGUAAUUACAUGCAUAAUAUAGUAGAGAAACACUGAUAAUAUUUGAGGUUUUUAAUGUAAGGUCAUAAAUAAACACAUUUUUUUACGCUUACAUUGCAAACGCUGGCUGAACCCUACGAGAUAGAUCAAAAUAAUGUACUACAGUAUUGCACACCUUAAAAAGGUCUACAAAAAAGUCCGCGAUGGUACCUAUAUGUCUAUCUCUUAUGGAUAACCCACAAUAACCAUUUUUUAUCCUAUACUUUUUACGAGAAAUAUUAGAUUAUUUACGAGGCGAUUUUCAGCAAUAUAACAUUCAUCCUUAUCCAAUUAAGUACCUUAAAUACAUUGUGCAUUUGAUAUAGACCAAUUUGACGCAUGUAAUUUAAAUGAAUAUUGUCGAAGAUAUUACAGAUUUAAAAUGCAGGGACAUAACGGUUCCGAUGGUACCGGGCGGGGGGGCUUGGCGGGCGGUGCGUGCCUAUUGUAAUUAGGUAUUAGAAGAAUGUCAUUGUGUAUAAUACAAGCCUGAGAACAGAAACUAUAGUCUACAAAAACUACAGCUCUACUCCGAAGCGAAGCGAGGGCGGGCCACUACUUAUUUAUAUAUUAAUUGGAUAUGUUUUGAGUUGAAUAGGUAACUACUUAUCUGCACCUGCACCUUACGUUUAUUAUUAAUAAAAAAAUCCAUGGUAACAAUCCCGUAAAUAACUUAUAUUACUAUAAUGUUAGUGACCAUGAAAGUUUAAAACAAUAUAUUAUUAACAAGUUUAUAGCUUGUAGAUGUAGGGUAGGUAUCACUUAUUUAUACAUAAAUACUUAGCCUUAACACAAUACGUAGUCUUCUUUCUUAGUCUUGUCAAAUCCAAAUGCCCGAACAAAACGCUUUGAUGACCGGAUGUCGUUUAACAAGUAGCAACACGGCCGCCGCGGUCAGGAGCGCGUCGGGUAUGUUGCUCUAUGCUGCAAAAUUGCAGCGCGCCUCUUUUGAAUGCCAAAGUCUUACGAACCCUAUUAAGAGCACUCAUUGUGUGAUUAAAUUAGCCCAAAUAUAUGCAGGCUAAAUGUAUUAUUUUCGUUAUCCUUAUUACAAACUGCUUAUUUUGAGACAGUUAUUGUUUAUGUUUCAAUAAUGUGCGGAAUUUGGGCAACUUUUGGCGUGGAUGGUGGAUUGAGCGCUACCUGCAUCAAAUGUUUUUCUAACAUAAUCCAUCGUGGUCCAGACGCAUGGCGAAUAGAACAAGAUGCAAGGGAACCGCUCGCAAUCUUUGGUUUUCAACGGUUGUCUAUAGUAGACAGCUUAUACGGCAUGCAGCCCAUGCGCCUCCAUGCCUUUCCCCGCACCACUCUGAUCUGUAACGGCGAAAUUUACAACUGCAAGCGCUUACAACAGCAACACGAUUUCCCCUAUGAGACUAAGUGCGACGUAGAAGCCAUCAUUCAUACCUACCACAAAUUCGGCAUUGCAGAGGCUGUGAAGAAUCUCGAUGGCGUCUUCGCAUUCUGUCUCUUAGAUGGUGAAAAAAGAAAGAUUUAUAUCGCCAGAGAUCCGUACGGCGUCCGACCACUCUUCAAACUUCACGACUCGGACAACAAUGUACUCGCAAUUUGCUCCGAAGCAAAGGGUCUUAUCGGUUUGAAGCAAAAGGCUGGCAAGAACUCCACACUAGGCCAGUUUACACCUGGACAUUUAGAAGUUUGGUCUAUAUUGGAUAGCGGUAAAGUAACUUUGGAUUACACGGAACAAUAUUUCACGCCUGGAACGGCGCCACGAUUUGUGCCAUUUGUACCAGAAGAGGAGCUACAGAAACUAACUGCCUAUGAAAAGACUGCUCGUCUUUUAGAAGCUGCGUGCAAGAAACGGUUGAUGGCGGACAGAAGAAUAGGUUGUCUUUUAAGCGGUGGCCUAGACUCUUCACUUGUAACAGCACUGGUUGUUAAACUCGCCAAGGAGAUUCAACUUCCCUAUAAAAUCCAGACGUUCGCAAUAGGUAUGGGAGAUUCGCCCGACCUAGUCGCAGCCAGAACCGUUGCAGAAUAUCUGGGCACUGAGCACCACGAAGUUCAGUUUGAUGAGAAAGAUGUUAGAGAUGCAUUAGACAAUGUCAUUUACCAUUUGGAAUCUUUUGAUAUAACAACAAUUCGUGCUAGUCUGCCGAUGUAUCUUCUAUCAAAGUAUAUUAAAAACAACACCGACACUACAGUGAUAUUCAGUGGUGAGGGGGCCGACGAGGUAGCACAGGGGUACAUAUAUUUUAGAGAUGCACCUUCAUCAGCUGCUGGACACGAAGAAAGCGUACGCUUACUAACAGAUAUUUAUUUAUACGACGGACUGAGAGCUGACCGGACUACAAGUGCUUUCAGCUUGGAACUUCGUGUUCCAUUUUUGGAUAUACAAUUUACCCAUCAUUACUUAGGUGUAGACGCAAAAAUGCGCCAACCGCAAAACGGAGUGGAGAAACAUUUGCUGAGAAGUAGUUUUGAUAAGAGUGGUUUGCUGCCAGAUUCAAUACUGUGGCGACAUAAAGAAGCUUUCAGCGAUGGAGUGGCGUCUGUUAAGAAAUCCCUAUUUACCAUAAUAGGUGAAAUAAUAAACGAGAGGUUUAAAGAUGAAAACGUCAAAUUCGAUGGUAUAACACCCAUAACAACUGAGUCCAAAUAUUACCGCACAGUAUUUGAGAAAUCUUACCCAGGUCAACAAAACUUUACGCCUUACUAUUGGAUGCCGAAAUGGGUACAAGUUUCCGAUCCUUCUGCAAGAUUCAUCAAGCACUACGCAGCUAAAUCAUAAAUAAACAUAUUGUGCUG